Neltuma alba is the source of this 1356-nucleotide messenger RNA. RefSeq names its product protein NRT1/ PTR FAMILY 5.10. The record is from RefSeq and is a predicted model, not a curated record. NCBI's taxonomy places the organism in Eukaryota, Viridiplantae, Streptophyta, Magnoliopsida, Fabales, Fabaceae. The transcript is spliced from 2 exons. The annotation marks the transcript as partial. Gene Ontology annotation, cellular component: membrane. Gene Ontology annotation, biological process: transmembrane transport. Gene Ontology annotation, molecular function: transmembrane transporter activity.
AUAACCUCUAGUGUUUAUGAACUGCAGGGACUAGGGUUAUUGGCAGCGUCAGCUAUGUUUCCUUCUCCAACCAAUUCUGAAUCGCUUUCUUCUCAACUGCGAGUGAUAUUGUUUUUUAUUGCACUUUACUUGGUGGCCAUUGGACAAGGAGGACAUAAGCCUUGUGUUCAAGCUUUUGGAGCUGAUCAGUUUGAUGAAAACCAUCUAGAAGAAUGCAAAGCCAGAAGCUCAUUCUUUAAUUGGUGGUAUUGCACUAUGUGUGUAGGCAUCCUGGUCGCUCUUUUGACGUUAAACUAUAUACAGGAUAACCUUAGUUGGGUCCUAGGAUUUGGAAUCCCUUGUCUUGUGAUGAUCAUUGCGUUGAUUGUUUUCUUGCUUGGAACUAAGACGUACAGGUUUAAUGUUAUUGAAGUGCUUGACAAGAGUCCCUUCAUGAGAAUUGGCCGUGUUUUUGCUGUAGCCUCAAGAAACCGGCGAAAAUCUUUGUCAAAUAUUGUGACUGAUGAGGAAUUUUGUGCUCAUAAAGCUCACCAAUGUUCCAGACAAUUCACAUUUCUCCACAAAGCAUUGCUUGGACCAAAUGAGGAAGCUUGUAGCCUCAAUGAAGUAGAAGAAGCAAAGGCUAUACUUAGACUUGUCCCAAUCUGGGCAACAAGUUUAAUCUUUGGCAUUGUGUUUGCUCAAGUUCCUACUUUCUUCACCAAGCAAGGGGCUACUAUGUACAGAACUAUAUCUUCAGGCUUCGAUAUCCCUGCUGCUUCUCUCCAAUCUCUGAUCUACCUGGGUAUUGUUAUUCUCAGUCCCAUUUAUGACCGUAUAUUCGUGCCAAUCGCGAAAUCCAUCACCAAAAACCCUUCAGGCAUCACAAUGCUACAAAGAAUAGGAACUGGAAUAUUCAUCUCCAUAAUUACAGUAAUAGUUGCUGCUGCUGUUGAGGCAAAAAGACUGAACACAGCAGAAGAGUAUGGUCUAGUUGAUGAACCAAAUGAGACUGUCCCAAUGAGUGUGUCGUGGUUGAUUCCUCAGUACCUGUUGUUCGGAAUAGCCGAGGUUUUCACCAUGGUUGGUCUUCAAGAAUUCUUCUAUGAUCAGGUCCCAAAUGAACUAAGAAGCAUGGGCCUUGCUCUCUACUUGAGUAUCUUUGGCGUGGGAAGCUUCUUAAGGAGCUUUCUGAUCUCUGUGAUAGAGGAAGUAACAGGCAAAGAUGGCCAGAGCAAUAGCUGGUUUGCUAAUAAUCUCAACCAGGCACAUCUUGAUUACUUCUACUGGUUACUCGCUGGGCUUAGUAUAAUGGGAUUAUCUUUAUUCAUUCUCUCCGCAAAAUCUUACAUAUAUAACCAAAAAGCAAGGAUAUAA